AUGCUAGAUUAAAAGGGACCUCGUUAAAAGGAUUUGUAUAAGUCUUUAAAAACAAUAUACUAAAAUAAAUUUUAAUACAAAAUACAGUAUUUAUUUAAAAUAGAUGGUAUAAAAUAGGUAGAGAUUUAAAAUAAUUUUCUAUAGUAUAGUAUAAGUAGUUGUUGUUUAAGUUAUGUUUAACUUUCAAUUUAAAUGCUUUCAUUCAUCUUCUACUCAAUUGGUACCAAAGUAUCUGUCACCAAAGUCACCAAGACCAGGGGCAAUAUAUUUAGAGUCUUCUAAAAGCAAAGGAUCAAUAGAACCAGUAAUAAUCUUGAUUCUAGGAUACAAGUCAAGAACUUUCUUAAUACCCUUUUCACAUGCAAUAAGGUUGACGAAGGUGAUAUCUUAUUCUUAAACACCGACUUUAAUCAAUUCUUCAAUACCCUUGAUAACUGA
Tetrahymena thermophila SB210 is the source of this 438-nucleotide messenger RNA. RefSeq lists its product as hypothetical. The record is from RefSeq and is a predicted model, not a curated record. Lineage: Eukaryota; Ciliophora; Oligohymenophorea; Hymenostomatida; Tetrahymenidae. The transcript is spliced from 2 exons.